Molecule: messenger RNA, 939 nt
Organism: Alternaria incomplexa
Lineage: Eukaryota; Fungi; Ascomycota; Dothideomycetes; Pleosporales; Pleosporaceae
Exons: 2
Coding region: 1-939 (312 amino acids)
Molecular function (GO): oxidoreductase activity
Source: RefSeq, a predicted model, not a curated record
AUGCCAACGUCCAACAAACAAGUCGCACUCGUCGUCGGCGCUUCACGAGGCAUCGGUCGACAAAUCGCCAUCGACCUAGCAAAAGACGGCUACGCAGUCGUCGUAGCCGCCAAAUCCACCUCCGACGCCUCCAAAUGCUCUCCUUUCCCACCCGACCCAAACUCGCCGGCGUCCACCAUCUCCACCGUGACCCGCGAGAUCCACGAGUCAGGCGGCGAAGCCACGGCCACAAGCGUCGAUACACGAGACUAUACCAGUAUCGAGCGCAUGGUCGCCGAGACAAUAGCCAAGUACGGCCGUCUGGACGUACUUGUGUACAAUAGCGGCGCGAUAUGGUGGGCAAGCGUAGCCAAGACCCCGAUGAAGCGGUUCCAGCUCAUGCAGCGCGUGAACGUCGAGGGUCUGUAUGGCGUCGUACAAGCCUGUCUUCCGCACUUUGAGCAGCGCGAUGGGGCCUGGAAGGGCAGAAUCAUUAUCGUCAGUCCGCCGAUUUACUCGCGCUUCUUCCGCGGGAAGACGGCGUAUGCGAUGGGCAAGGUGGGCAUGUCUGUUCUGACAAAGGGGCUAGCGAUGGACUUCCAGCGCGAAGGAAAGAGCGAGAUGGCAGUUACGAGUAUUUGGCCUGCGACGGCGGUGCAGAGUGCUGCGACGCAGAAUAUGGCCCAGGAAGAUGCCAAGGAUCUUAGGACUGCGAAUGUCUUCUCCGAUGCGGUGUUGCAGAUGAUUAAGGCGCCUGUGGAAGAGGUGAAUGGGGAGUUGCUGCUUGAUGAGGACUUCUUGCGGAUGAAGGGGGUUAGUGAUUUUGAGAAGUACAAUUUGGUGGAGGGGAGUAGCCCGAGGAGGAUUAUGCCUGCGGAUUUUCCGGAUUUGAGAGUCAAGGAGCAGGAUGAUGAGGGGAGGAGGGUUGAUAGUACGAAGCUUAGGGCUUCGAAACUGUGA